ACCGGAGAUCCCAGUAGACCGGAAGUAAUUGGAAGUUUCCGGGGGGCGCUCUAGGCACUACUCGACAGACGCGCGGCCCGUUGCGCUCUGGCUUCGACGGGAAUCUUGUCCUCCGCGGACUCGACCUACCUCUUCCGCUUCCCUUUUGGAGGCCGGUGGCCAGCUACCGUUGGGGGGCGGGAAGCGCCGCGGCAGGCAAGAGCCAAGAAGAGGACGGCGUCUGUAGGGUAUCCACGGAGCUGGCCUGGCCUUUCUCCCCACUUUCCCCCUGAGGCUGAAGGCGGGCUAUUAGACGCUUGGAAUUGCGCCCGCCGCCUCUGCUGCUACGAGUCCUUGGGCGGGGGCGAGUUCGCCGCCUCCGCUGCCCGGUUUGUCCCUCCGUAGCGCCGCCCUCCCCCGCUCCCCGAGGUCAGAGUCGCGCGGGCCCAUCUCGGUGUGUCCCAUGGAUAGGCACAAAGUGAAGCGCCAGCGGCUGGACCGCAUUUGCGAAGGUAUAAGGCCUCCUAUUGGUAAUGGCCCAAUGCCAGCUCGUCCUCUGGUUGCCCUCCUGGAUGGCAGAGAUUGCACUGUAGAGAUGCCUAUCCUGAAGGAUGUUGCCACAGUGGCUUUCUGUGAUGCACAGUCAACUCAGGAAAUCCAUGAAAAGGUGCUAAAUGAAGCUGUUGGGGCUCUGAUGUACCACACCAUUACCUUGUCGCGCCAGGACCUGGAGAAGUUCAAAGCUCUCCGGGUCAUUGUGCGAAUUGGCAGUGGCUAUGACAAUGUGGAUAUCAAGUCAGCUGCAGAAUUAGGCAUUGCAGUGUGCAACGUCCCUUCUUCUUCUGUGGAAGAGACUGCUGAUUCUACCCUCUGCCACAUCCUGAACCUUUAUCGUCGUGUUACUUGGCUCCACCAGGCCAUGCGAGAAGGAAACAGAGCCUCAAGUAUGGAGCAGAUCAGAGAGGUGGCUGGAGGUGCUGUGCGUAUCCGUGGUGAGACCUUGGGCAUCAUUGGCCUUGGUCGAGUUGGGCAAGCAGUGGCUCUGCGUGCAAAACCCUUUGGCUUCAAUGUGAUUUUCUAUGAUCCAUAUCUGUCUCAUGGAGUGGAGCGUUCCCUGGGGUUGCAAAGGAUGAGCACCCUGCAAGAUCUGCUAAUGCACAGCGACUGCAUCACAUUGCACUGCAGUCUCAACGAGCAUAAUCAUCACCUCAUCAAUGACUUUGCCAUUAAACAGAUGCGCCAGGGCUGCUUUCUGGUGAAUACAGCUCGUGGAGGACUGGUUGAAGAGAGAGCCCUGGCUCAAGCCUUAAAGGAGGGGAGAAUCAGAGGGGCAGCACUGGAUGUGCAUGAGUCAGAACCCUUCAGCUUUGCAAAUGGGCCACUAAAAGAUGCUCCCAAUGUGAUAUGUACUCCUCACACAGCCUGGUAUAGUGAACAGGCUUCCAUUGAAUCUCGAGAAGAUGCGGCUAAGGAGAUUCGAAGAGCCAUCACAGGUAUAAUUCCUGAUCAUCUGAGGAACUGUGUUAAUAAGGAGUACUUGCUUUUAGCGGCUCAGUGGUCCAGUAUUGAUCCUGCAGCUGUACAUCCAGAGCUUAAUGGAGCUGCAGCUUACAGGUUUCCUCCAGGAGUAGUGGGAGUAGCAGCUACAGGGCUGGCAGAGCCACCAGUAGAGGGGAUUGUAGCUCACAGCAUUCCCUCUGUCUCUCACUCUGCACCCCAUACUCCUUCACCAGGAGAGUCAAGCAAAUUGGAGCCAGACAGAGAAAUCUCCACUGACCAGUAGCAUCUCUGUUGUCCUUUUCAUACCCCCAUAAGAAAACAGAGAAGGUCUCCUGUUUUAGGACAUAUUGUGAUCCCCCUGGACUGUUUCCUGUUCACACUGGACAGGAGAAUGCAUUUCAUCAUUGGCAAAUUCUAGCUCUUGCCUUUAAACAGAUAUUUUAUAUCAGA
This is a messenger RNA of Rhineura floridana, 1929 nucleotides long. RefSeq names its product C-terminal-binding protein 2-like. The record is from RefSeq and is a predicted model, not a curated record. Gene Ontology annotation, molecular function: NAD binding; transcription corepressor activity; oxidoreductase activity, acting on the CH-OH group of donors, NAD or NADP as acceptor. Bases 443 to 1762 code for a protein of 439 amino acids. NCBI's taxonomy places the organism in Eukaryota, Metazoa, Chordata, Lepidosauria, Squamata, Rhineuridae. The transcript has 9 exons.